GUCACGUUCCGUCGGGAUCGGAAAUAUUUUGUGAAAGUUGCAGAAUUCCCAUUUAUCUUUCGCAUUGUGAUAUCGUGAAGUUUUAUUUAUUUUAGAGAUAGUGCAGUGAGGAAUAACAGCCGAUAUCAGGACAAGGCGUUUUGCAGAUCGACUCCAUCGACCAUAUGACGCGUGUUCAUCUAUUUUGAAUAAGUUUUUGUAAUACCAUGUCUUCGAAGGCCAUUUACGAAGCUCAGGGAAAGGACCUGAUUAACAGGCAUAUACCCACCGGCACAGCGUUGGUGCCAUGUCGGUACGCUGUCUUUGAAAAAGGCACUAUUUGGGAGGAUGAACUUGGAAGGAAUCCGUGGCUUAGCAAAGAGCAACUCGUCGUAAAGCCAGAUCAGUUGAUCAAGCGUCGUGGUAAACUGGGCCUCGUUGGUGUCAACAAGAACGCCGCAGAAGUUCGGAAAUGGAUCAGCGAACAUUGCGGCAAAGAGCAGAAAAUUGGGGCUGCUGUGGGUAAACUUAGAAGAUUUGUGGUGGAACCAUUCGUCAAACAUGAUCCGAGCGAAGAGAUGUACCUGUGCAUCCAAUCUGGUCGUAGAUCUGACACCAUAAUGUUCCAUCAUCAAGGUGGAGUGGAUGUUGGAGACGUUGAUGCAGUGGCUAUAAGACUUGAAGUUCCAGUUGACACGUUUCCGACUGGUGAAGAGAUUGACAGUGUUCUUAUGAAGAACGUCAAGUCACCGGCUGUUAGGCGGAUCCUUACCACAUUCAUUCUGUCACUCUACCGAGUAUUCGUGGACCUAUGCUUCACAUACAUGGAGAUAAACCCCAUAGUGGUGACCAAUGAGCGUAUAUAUCUUCUGGACUUGGCCGCCAAGUUGGACCAGACCGCUGACUUCCAGUGCGCCAAGAAUUGGGGUGAAGUCACCUUCCCACCACCUUUUGGAAGGGAUGCUUACCCGGAGGAGGCCCAUAUUGCCGACUUGGAUGCUAAGAGCGGGGCUAGUUUGAAGCUAACUGUCCUAAACAAAUCUGGUCGUAUAUGGACUAUGGUGGCCGGUGGUGGGGCUUCCGUGGUCUAUACUGAUACAGUGUGCGCCCUUGGUGGCGCUGCUGAGUUGGCAAAUUAUGGAGAAUAUUCUGGUGCACCCACCGAGAGUCAAACCGCCGACUAUGCGAAGACAAUAUUCAGCUUGAUGUGCAGGGACAAGCAUCCGAACGGCAAGGUUUUGAUAAUUGGAGGUGGAAUCGCCAACUUCACGAAUGUGGCUGACACAUUUCGUGGAAUCAUCACAGCUAUAGAGACAUACAAGGACGCGUUAAUACAAUACAAUGUCACAUUGUUCGUGAGACGGGGCGGACCCAAUUAUCAGGAGGGACUUCGUCAAAUGCGUGAAGUAGGACAUCGUCUACGUAUACCAAUGUACGUGUUUGGCCCGGAGGCGAACAUGACGUCCAUCGUUGGUUUGGCUUUGGGCCAAGCUCCAAUUCCGCCUGACCACCAGUUGGAUUAUGCGCCCAAACAACUGCCCAAACCCCAACCGGCUCCGGCACCAAAAAUCGAGUUGCCAGAAUUGACGAACUCGUUAUUGGACCUAGUUUGCUCCCAAGCCCCCACCAGGAUGGACCUUGGACAGCAAGUAUCCACCGCAAGGCCUCUCUUCAGCGAUAGGACUAAGGCCAUCGUUUGGGGCAUGCAAAAUAGGGCCAUACAGGGAAUGUUAGACUUUGACUACAUAUCUCGACGCUCGGAGCCGUCUGUCGUAGCUAUAGUGUACCCGUUCACGGCUGACCAUAAACAAAAAUACUAUUUUGGAAAUAAGGAAGUUUUCAUACCUGUAUUCUGCGACAUGGAUGUGGCGAUGAGGAAGCACCAAGAAGCAACUGUUCUGGUGAACUUUGCAUCUUUGCGGUCAGCAUUCGACAGUACUAUGCAGGCGAUGCAACAUCCACAAAUCAACACAAUCGUCAUCAUAGCUGAAGGUAUUCCAGAGAACAUGACGAGGAAGAUCAUUAAACUCGCUGAUGCUAGAGGGGUAAAUAUUAUUGGUCCAGCGACAGUGGGCGGCAUCAAACCUGGAUGCUUCAAAAUUGGUAACACAGCUGGUAUGAUCGACAAUAUUAUUGAAAGCAAGCUUUAUAGGCCUGGAAGUGUCGCCUACGUUUCCCGUUCAGGCGGUAUGAGUAACGAACUAAACAACAUACUCUCUAAACACGCUGAUGGCGUCUGUGAGGGCGUGGCUAUUGGUGGAGACAGAUACCCGGGGACCACAUUUAUUGAUCAUUUGUUGAGAUUCGAAGCAGAUCCGAAUGUCAAAAUGCUGGUACUCCUGGGUGAAGUGGGUGGAGUCGAAGAGUACCAUGUGUGUCGUGCAAUCCGCGAUGGACUGAUCACGAAACCCAUGGUCGCCUGGUGUAUUGGAACCUGUUCAGACAUGUUCACAUCAGAGGUUCAGUUUGGGCACGCGGGUUCGCUCGCUGGUUCCGCGUUGGAGAAGGCAGUUGCGAAGAAUGCGUCGCUACAGAAGUACGGAGUCACUGUGCCGGAGUCGUUUGAUACCCUCGGUGAUGCUGUGAACAAGGUUUACUUGAAACUGGUGAAAGAAGGCAAAAUCAUCAAGAAGGAGGAAGUAGAACCUCCCAAAGUACCAAUGGACUAUGACUGGGCUAGGAAACUUGGUAUCAUCCGAAAACCGGCGGCCUUUAUAAGCACGAUUUGUGACGAGAGAGGCCAGGAGUUGAACUACUGCGGUGUACCAAUCAGUCAGGUCCUGGAGAGGCAAUUGGGUGUCGGUGGAACUAUCAGUUUGUUGUGGUUCCAAAGAGAGUUGCCGGAGUGGGCUUGCAAGUUCUUCGAGCUCGUGUUGAUUGUGACGGCGGACCAUGGCCCCGCAGUCUCUGGGGCCCACAACACUAUGGUCACAGCCAGGGCCGGAAAGGACUUGAUAUCGUCUAUUGUCUCUGGACUUUUGACAAUUGGAGACCGUUUCGGUGGGGCAUUGGACCGAGCUGCGAUUGACUUCUGCUCGGCCUACGACCGCGGUCAACAUCCGCAGGAGUUCGUCAACGAGAAACGGGCUAAGGGCGAGCUCAUUAUGGGCAUUGGGCACAGGGUUAAGUCCAUAAACAAUCCGGAUUCCCGCGUACGCGAGCUCAAGGCGUACGUGACGUCACGAUGGCCCGCCUGGCCCGUCACGCGGUACGCGUUGGACGUGGAGGCCAUCACCACUCGGAAGAAGCCCAACUUGAUCCUGAACGUGGACGGCAUCAUCGCCGCGGCCAUGGUUGAUAUGUUCAGGCACUGUCAGCUGUUCACUCAGGAGGAAGGCAACAACUACAUACAAAUGGGCUCAAUCAACGCGUUGUUCGUUCUUGGCAGAACGAUCGGCCACAUUGGUCAUUAUCUCGACCAGAAGAGGAUGAAGCAGCCGCUGUACAGGCACCCGUGGGACGACAUCACCUACAUGUCGCCACUUAACUAAAUGUGGGUAGUCUUUAAAAAUUUAGUAAAAUACAGGAGGGUACUUGCAAAUAAAGAGGACAUAGUCGAAAUUUGUACUCGAUAUUUUUUUUAAUGCACAGAUCUUGUUAUAUGUAAAACAAUUUGUUGGUAAUUGAUAAAUAAUUUGUGGUAAGCCCCCUGUUGCAGAAAUGAUUUAAAAGUCAUAGACAAUGUUCUAUACUCGUUGUUGUUGUAAGAAAUGUAAUAGAAUUGUUUUCGACCAUUCACAUCUUUUGCUGUUGGUGCUCAUGUUUAUGUAUUUUUGAAGAUUUAUUAAUAAAUUGACAGAAACUUCCAAUACUACCGUCAUUUUAAUAAAAAUGUAGUGAUUAUAGUGUCACAAAUUUACUCAAAGUUAUUUGUUGGUCAGUUGAUACAGUCUCAUAUAGUCUAAUACAACGCGAAUGACGCCAUCUUUAUUUAUGGGCCGUUUAAGUAUGACGUAAGCACUAUUUGGGGGGGGGGGAUAUCUUGGAUUUUUUUCUUUCUUAUUUGGUGAUUACGUCAACAGUAUUUACUUUUUUUCACAUUGUCUAUGCUUCUAAUGAAAUACCUUUUCGAGUAUUUCUACUAGAAAUAAAGCUUUGCUUACUUUUGCUGACAAUGGGGGGGGGAUUACAGUAAACCUACUUACGUAAUACUUGAACGGUCCCUAAAUAGUAUUUUGGUAAUUUAAUGACGUCAUUUUUAUUAAUGGCUAUUAUUUACCUGUUCUUGGUACAAAAUGGCGCUUUGAAUUCUUGUUCUGUUAUUCAAUUUUGUUUCUUGCUUUCUAAUCUUUCUUCACAGCGCCAUCUGUUGUAUUGUGUAAACUCUUAAACAUUCCUUGUUAUGAAACAUUUCGAUGUAACCUCGACGUUUCACACAAGGCCUGAAACAUUCCCUGCGUUGAAAGCGUAGAUUUCACAGUGACAUUUCACAUUUUGACGAUGUUUUGAAACAGAUGGAAAAUGUACAUUUUUUAAUUUGUAAUAAUUUCAGAUGUUUGAAGUGGAAAAUUGACAUAAUAUUUAAAUGAAAUUAUUUGAAAUAUAUAGAGUGGAUGCAGUGGGAUUUAUUAAUAAUUAAUUUCAUAUUUCGCAUGUAUAUUUGCUAUGAAAAUUAAAGAUGGUCGCUCUUUGACAAAUUCCAACAACCAUACUAGCUGUAACGACCAAAUGACCAGAAAAGGUGACACAGAUUAUAUAUUUCACAUGUUAAGCGCUGUCACGCGACCAUGCAUUUGACUAGCAUGGCCACGGGACCAUGCCUUUGAAAAUAAAAUACGGCAACGCCUGCUGCAAACGACUUUCGUUUCCACUCUAUAUAUUAUUGGUUAUUUUUUCUUAGAUAUAAAUUUAGAUAAGUGCUUGGGUUCGUGGGGUCGUAAAUGCUCAGAAUUUAUAACUGAUGUGCAAAGAAUAGAUUUUAUAUAUAAUAAAGGAAAAUUUUAAAAAUUUGCACAAAUGUAGUGUCGCACUUUUAAUAGAUUUUAGAAUGAGAAAUUAUUUUUUGAAAGCGGAUUUAUUAUUUUUUUAUUAAUCAAGUCUAUGGUUAGUUGCAGAGUUAAUACAACGAUAUAAGCGGACACUAAACAUGUAUUGACAGCCCACAUUCUUUUUUAAAUUCUAAUUAACUUUUUCUUACUGAUAUAAAGUCGUUUUGGCACCAGUUUGACAUU
Messenger RNA from Pieris rapae (cabbage white), 5150 nucleotides. It is a transcript of the gene ATPCL, whose product is annotated as ATP-citrate synthase. Bases 207 to 3470 code for a protein of 1087 amino acids. The transcript is spliced from 24 exons. Gene Ontology annotation, molecular function: ATP citrate synthase activity. NCBI's taxonomy places the organism in Eukaryota, Metazoa, Arthropoda, Insecta, Lepidoptera, Pieridae. Gene Ontology annotation, cellular component: cytosol. The record is from RefSeq and is a predicted model, not a curated record. Gene Ontology annotation, biological process: citrate metabolic process; fatty acid biosynthetic process; acetyl-CoA biosynthetic process.